AUGGCCCCUUCACCCGUUCCCUUUCCCUCGUCUCCAGAGAGGCUGACGGUUUCUCCAACCUCCUCCAACAACAAGGACCACAGACGCCGUCGGUCCUCGUCGAUCAUCUCGCAUGUGGAGCCAGAGACUUUUGAUGUCAAACAGGACCAAGAUAUCCAGUCCAACCUGAAUGCCAACUGGGUCCAUUUCAAAGGCGCGUGGGUGGUCCACAUAGUGAUAAUUAUACUGCUGAAGGUGUUCUACGACCUGAUCCUCAUCCCAUGGCAAUUCAGCACCGAGACCAGCUGGACACUCACCAACUUGACUUAUGGAAUUGGAAGCUACAUAAUGUUCCACCAGGUCAAGGGUACCCCCUUUGACUUCAACAACGGUGCUUACGACAACCUCACGAUGUGGGAGCAGAUCGACAACGGUGACCAGUAUACGCCCGCAAAGAAGUUCCUGAUGAUGGUGCCCAUAUGUCUGUUUCUGAUCUCCACCCACUACUCCAGCUACGAUCUGACGCUGUUCGUGUUGAACGGCGUGAUGUGCCUAUGUGUGGUGAUUCCUAAGCUCGCCUCCUCUCAUCGGGUGCGGGUCACGAUCCCAUUCAUCAGCCAUCCCCAGAUCAUUGGUUGA
Molecule: messenger RNA, 618 nt
Organism: Kuraishia capsulata CBS 1993
Lineage: Eukaryota; Fungi; Ascomycota; Pichiomycetes; Pichiales; Pichiaceae
Exons: 1
Coding region: 1-618 (205 amino acids)
Biological process (GO): negative regulation of ceramide biosynthetic process; intracellular sphingolipid homeostasis; ceramide metabolic process
Cellular component (GO): endoplasmic reticulum membrane
Source: RefSeq, a predicted model, not a curated record